AUGCUGUCCACUGCGUGCAUGUUGUGCUCUUCUCCAGUAGAAAACUCUACACACCUUUUCUUUUUCUGCCCUUCCAAAUCCCGUGUUUGGAGCAUCAUUUUGGCUCGUCAUGCACCCGAAUUGGAUGCACAUUGUACUGGUAGCUGUCACUGCGCACGCAAUUUUGCGCGCUCACUGCAACUUCGUCUUCAAAGAGUUCCCUUUACUGGCCAGCGUGGUAGCGGCGAAAGCUUCGAGUGUGGUGUCACGAAAUCUUGCAAGGAGGAUCAGGUUAUCCCUAUCCUCACACCCGAUAUACUUUUUCACUUUUAA
Phycomyces blakesleeanus NRRL 1555(-) is the source of this 312-nucleotide messenger RNA. RefSeq lists its product as hypothetical. The record is from RefSeq and is a predicted model, not a curated record. The coding region runs from base 1 to 312 and encodes 103 amino acids. Lineage: Eukaryota; Fungi; Mucoromycota; Mucoromycetes; Mucorales; Phycomycetaceae. The transcript is spliced from 3 exons.